Messenger RNA from Prunus dulcis (almond), 1389 nucleotides. RefSeq names its product vignain-like. The record is from RefSeq and is a predicted model, not a curated record. The transcript is spliced from 4 exons. NCBI's taxonomy places the organism in Eukaryota, Viridiplantae, Streptophyta, Magnoliopsida, Rosales, Rosaceae. Gene Ontology annotation, cellular component: lysosome. The coding region runs from base 166 to 1251 and encodes 361 amino acids. Gene Ontology annotation, molecular function: cysteine-type endopeptidase activity.
UGCCAAUCAAUCCCUACCAACCAAAAUUGUCUAUAAAGGGUAUGCUUUGCAUUGAUCAAAGCAAUCAAACAGCUUCAUCUCCCAUAAUUCUCUAAACCCAUUUUCCUUAAACUCCAACAUUUCUUGAUUCAAAUUAGGGAAUCUUUGUUAGAGUGAUUGAUUAACAUGAGGAAGUUCAUCUUGGUUGCUCUAUUUUUGGCUCUGGUUAUUGGCCUGGCUGAGAGCUUUGAGUUUCAGGAGAAGGACCUGGCCUCUAAAGAGAGUCUCUGGGGCUUGUAUGAGAGGUGGAGGAGCCACCAUACAAUUUCCCAUGACCUCGGAGAGAAGGAAAAGCGCUUCAAUGUCUUCAAGGAGAAUGUGAAGCAUGUGCACAAGGUGAACCAGAUGAGCAAGCCUUACAAGCUGAAGCUGAACAAGUUUGCAGACAUGACCAACCAUGAGUUUGUGAGCUCCUAUGCUGGCUCAAAGGUUAGCCACUACAGGUCUUUGCAUGGCAGCCGAAGGGAAACUGCCUUCACACAUGAGAACACUGACAAUCUUCCACCAAAUGUUGAUUGGAGGAAGAAUGGAGCAGUCACUGGAGUUAAAGACCAAGGCAAAUGCGGUAGCUGCUGGGCAUUUUCAACUGUAGUUGCAGUGGAGGGUAUCAAUCAAAUCAAAACCAAGGCCCUAGUCUCUCUGUCUGAGCAAGAGCUGGUUGAUUGCAAUAGAGACCCCAACGAAGGGUGCGACGGUGGCUUGAUGGAAAAGGCAUUUGAUUUCAUAAAGAAAAAUGGCGGCAUAACAACAGAGCAGAACUACCCAUACAGAGCCAGUGAUGGGCCUUGUGACUCAACCAAGAUGAUGAAUGCUCCUCUGGUGCAAAUUGAUGGCUACGAAAACGUACCCGAAAACAACGAAAAUGCCUUGAUGAAAGCUGUUGCAAACCAACCUGUAUCUGUUGCAAUAGAUGCUGGUGGCAGAGACUUCCAAUUCUACUCAGAAGGUGUGUUUAAUGGGGACUGUGGAACAGAGCUAAACCAUGGCGUGGCAGUUGUGGGGUAUGGAGCAAUUCUGGAUGGGACCAAGUACUGGAUUGUGAAGAACUCUUGGGGAGAAGAGUGGGGAGAAAAGGGAUACAUAAGGAUCCAACGUGGAGUUGAUGCAAAAGAAGGGCUGUGUGGAAUUGCAAAAGAUCCCUCUUACCCCAUGAAGUCUUCCCCAAGCAACACAAAAAGAAGAAGCUCCUCCUCCUUCAAGGAUGAACUCUAAAGCUCUAUGCUAUGUGCUGCUGCUACGCAUGAUAUAGUAUAGUUUAGUAGAUUUCGUUUGCCAAUUUAGUUAUCAGUGAUCAAGCUUUGUCCUAAAAGAGGCAUAUGAAUCUUAGGUGCUUAUAUAUACAGUGUGUAG